Saccostrea cuccullata (small rock oyster) is the source of this 1203-nucleotide messenger RNA. RefSeq lists its product as uncharacterized. NCBI's taxonomy places the organism in Eukaryota, Metazoa, Mollusca, Bivalvia, Ostreida, Ostreidae. The coding region runs from base 41 to 928 and encodes 295 amino acids. The transcript has 3 exons. The record is from RefSeq and is a predicted model, not a curated record.
CGAAACGAAUAGCUUCUGCACGAUUUGACCAAUAACAAAAAUGGCGUCAAAAAGACGCGGGCCCUAUGCGGGAACAUCGAGGACAUCGAAGUGGAGAAAACAAGAGAAAGAUAAUGAGUCAAAUGUUGAGGAAAUUGAUGUUUCAGAAACAAUUGAAGAAUUAAUUGAUGACAAUGGUGAAAUUCCAAACGAAUUUGACAUAAUGGUGGAAGAAAUGCUGGAGGAAGAAAAACAAAAGUUAGACCAAAAAAGUAGUGAUAAUCAGAGUAAUAUUGACAAUGAACUUUUAUUUCAAGGAAGCAGGCUUACUGUUAGCAUGAGUAUGCUGCUGAUUGUUACAUUUGCUACAAGACACAACUUAUCAGGAGUUGCCCUUUGUGAUUUAUUGAAUCUUAUUGAAGUGCAUUGUCCUGCAAAUAAUAUUUGCCAGGCCACCAUUACAAUGUACCAGGACUUUUUUAAGCGUUUAAAGACACCUCUUAUAUAUAACUAUUUCUGUGAAAAGUGUUUCCUUAGCAUUGACGUUUCAGAAAAGGAUGCAAAAAUCGAAAAAUGUCCGAACUGUUUGACCAGUAACUGUAUAAAAUAUUUCAUCACCAUACCGUUGAAGGACCAAAUGGAAACAAUUUUGAAAAGACCAGGUGUUCUUGACAUUAUAAGAACAAGAAAAUUUGAAAGGAGUGAAGGAGGAAACACAUCCAUUAUAGAAGAUGUCUACAAUGGAAAUGUAUACAAAACUCAUUUUGAUAGCAGUGGUUUUUUCCAUGGAACAACCAAGGAAGAGAGGAAUCUUCAACUGCACCUAUCUUUUCAAAUUAAUACUGAUGGAGUUGCAGUGUUCAAGUCAUCAAAAUUUGGUGUUUGGCCUGUGUAUGCAGUAAUCAAUGAAUUGCCACCUGAUGCAAGGUACCAGUUACAAUUUGAUUAAGGCCACCCUUAAAAAAUUGUUUGUUUGGAAUUGCCGCCUGAAUGGUUUCAGACAUAGGAGGGAGGAAAUUUUUUUUUUUUCUCAAAAUUGAAGAUAAAUUUUAAAUUUUUGGUAAAAAUCUCAGUAAACAGUAAAUACUUAUUCUGACUUAAAAAAGAAAUAUCUACCAUCAACUAAUAGUGCAUAGAUCUGAUACUGCAUUUCAGUGUUUUGUUUUGUGCGUGUGAUAACAGGCACAAAAAUUAAAUCAACAAAAUCUUCUUACUUUUGGUCAA